Staurois parvus is the source of this 462-nucleotide messenger RNA. The record is from the annotation of a GenBank genome assembly. NCBI's taxonomy places the organism in Eukaryota, Metazoa, Chordata, Amphibia, Anura, Ranidae.
CCUGUACUGUCUGCAGUCUCUGGUCAUCUCCUGUACUAUGUCCGCAGUCUCUGGUCAUCUCCUGUACUGUGUGCAGUCGCUGGUCAUCUCCUGUACUGUCUGCAGUCUCUGGUCAUCUCCUGGUACAUGUCCGCAGUCUCUGGUCAUCUCCUGUACGGUCUGCAGUCUCUGGUCAUCUCCUGUACUAUGUCCGCAUCUCUGGUCAUCUCCUGUACUGUCUGUAGUCUCUGGUCAUCUCCUGUACUAGUCUCUGUCUGUAGUCAGUCUCUGGUCAUCUCCUGUACAUGUCUGCAGUCUCUGGUCAUCUCCUGUACUAUGUCUGCAGUCUCUGGUCAUCUCCUGUACUAUGUCCGCAGUCUCUGGUCAUCUCCUGUACUGUGUCUGCAGUCGCUGGUCAUCUCCUGUACUGUCAGUCGCUGGUCAUCUCCUGUACUAUGUCCACAGUCUCUGGUCAUCUCUCCU